Molecule: messenger RNA, 3160 nt
Organism: Equus quagga
Lineage: Eukaryota; Metazoa; Chordata; Mammalia; Perissodactyla; Equidae
Gene: BPGM
Product: bisphosphoglycerate mutase
Exons: 3
Coding region: 174-953 (259 amino acids)
Biological process (GO): glycolytic process
Molecular function (GO): intramolecular phosphotransferase activity
Source: RefSeq, a predicted model, not a curated record
CUGGUUCCCGGGCUAGAAAAGAGCGGCUAUGCCAACGGCAGGGAUGGGUCCUCAGAGGUGCUGGCCGCUCGGUGGCUCUGAGGAGCGGCAGCUACUGGUGGCCUGUUUGCAGGUGUACUGCUGUCACUAAACACGGGCCCAUUUGAAAGCACUAGGGAAGCUCAGCCAUCAGUAUGUCCAAGUACAAACUGAUUAUGUUAAGACAUGGCGAGGGUGCUUGGAAUAAAGAGAAUCGUUUUUGUAGCUGGGUGGAUCAGAAACUUAACAGUGAAGGACUGGAGGAAGCUCGGAACUGUGGGAAGCAGCUCAAAGCUCUAAACUUUGAGUUUGAUCUUGUAUUCACAUCUGUCCUCAAUCGGUCCAUCCACACAGCCUGGCUAAUCCUAGAAGAACUGGGGCAGGAGUGGGUUCCUGUGGAAAGCAACUGGCGUCUAAAUGAGCGUCACUAUGGAGGCUUGAUCGGUCUCAACAGGGAGCAGAUGGCUUUGAAUCACGGUGAAGAACAAGUGAGGGUCUGGAGAAGAAGCUACAACGUGACCCCGCCUCCCAUUGACGAGUCUCAUCCUUACUACCAUGAAAUCUACAGUGACCGGAGGUAUAAAGUGUGCGACGUACCUGUGGAUGAACUGCCACGGUCUGAAAGCUUAAAGGAUGUUCUAGAGAGACUCCUUCCUUUUUGGAAUGAAAGGAUUGCUCCUGAAGUAUUAAAGGGCAAGACCAUUCUGAUAUCUGCUCAUGGAAACAGCAGUAGGGCACUCCUGAAACAUCUGGAAGGGAUCUCAGACGAAGACAUUAUCAACAUUACCCUUCCGACUGGAGUCCCCAUUCUCCUGGAGCUGGAUGAGAACCUGCGUGCUGUUGGGCCUCAUCAGUUCCUGGGUGACCAAGAAGCUAUCCAAGCAGCCAUUAAGAAAGUGGAGGAUCAAGGAAAAGUGAAACGAGCUGAAAAAUAAAGUCUUUCCCAAGUGCUGGCUUGGAAAAGCUCCAAAAGGAGUAGCAUGCAGUGUGUUCAGCAUACUGAUCUCUCUCUCUCUCUCUCUCUCUCGAUCUCUCUCUCUCUUUUUUCCUGUUUUUUUUCCAGAGCUAGGCUGUGGGGUAGAGUGUAUAUAGGUAACUAGAUAACUUAUGUUGGCUCAGAUAAAGGCUUUAGGAUGCCCGAGUGUUUAUGUCAUAAGCCUUAUGAGUUAGCUCUCCUGCUAGCCCUGUUUGAAUUAGCCACUAAUUCAAAUUAGUAACCAGUGGGGCUUAGUCAGUGUCAUCAGUUUCUGAGAUGGGAGAGUAACAAGUGGAGGUAAAUUUUAAGGUAUAUGUCACUCAAUAAAUUAUUAUCAAGUCAUCAUUGACAGGUACCACUUAAUCUAAUAAGUGGUUCACCUUUAUAUUUACUAAGACUUACUGGGAUAAUAGGAAAGGAUAUUAGAUAAUACACUAUACUUAAGUAUUUAUUACUAGUCUUUUCCUCUAGGAAAAGGGAUACCUCGAUAGUUAAGACCAGAGGCCCAUUAAAUGGGAAAGUCACAGAUGGGUUCAUCCAAGACAGCCAACAGCAGACAGCAGACCCUUUGCCUUGUCUCUAGUCCAGAGAUAUCCUUCGUUUGACAUUUGGUGGAAUUCCUCUUGGGCUGCUAGAAUUAGCAGCAUAUAGACAAUUAUAGCUGUUCUUUUUUGUUUCAUUUUUGGUUUUUGAACUUUAAUCUUUGGGUACUUAAAACUGGUUUAAAAAUAAAAUUCUGUGGUCGAAAAUGAUAUGACCAAAGCAUCUCCAUAUGACUGAUAAGUACUAAGUAAGGGCCUCUGAAGUAGUCUUUAGCUCGUAACUUCCUGUAACACUGAAAGAGUUGCACUUCCUCCAACACAUGGACACUCCUAAUUCUCAAUAAAUUGAAGGUCGGGGUCAGGGGGAAAGUAGCGUAUAGUGGGUGUAAUUUUAUUCCCAUGAGCAGGGGAAAUGGUAUAUUGGGGCUUGUCACGUACAUUUGUUGUUCAUCAGCUGAGGGCAGAAGAUUAUAGUAUGUAGCAUAACGUAGCUGGGGUAGGCCAUGGACAGAGUUGAUUGCUUAAUGAUACUGUUUUCCACAGUAUAUCUUUAGAUGCUGUAGGUAUGUAAGUCAUCAUUUCUUUAGGCUAUUUAUUGCCUUAUUUCAAAGCAAGUAACAUAUAUUUCAGCAAUAAAGUCAUGUAAAAAAUUUGCAGCUAUAAUAGCUGUUACAAAUACUUACCAUUUUUUAAUGAUUUUUCCAUUGGUGGAUUAGUUUAUUUGUAUCCGUUUUAUAGUAAAACUGACAUUAGAAGGAAACUAAUUCUAAAAGCCUUGCUACAACUUGGCCUCCAUUUAAUCUUUAAUUCAGGACUCUUAGAGCACUGGCUGAUGAAAAUGGCUGAAAAGAAGAGAUGAAAGUGGUUUGCUCACAACUGGCCACAUGUUUGGUGCAUAAAGACAUGAAAUGUGGAUGCUUUAUGUUUCUGACCAAUGUCUGGUUUCUCUUCUGUAGCCAUUCUUUGUAGUCCCAUUGCUUAACCAAAUAAUAUUCUUUAGAAUUCAGAGAUCAUUUCUAAUUCAUUUUUGUGCUUUUCUAAGUGACAAAUCUCUUUUCAAGUUCAGCUUCCCUCUUACCUGGAAAGCCUUUUGUAAGUCCUUCUUCCCUCAGAAACACACCACAAUUGCUUCAACAUCACAGAUCCUCAUCGUGUUUCCUGUUUCUGUCUUUUGCUUAAUUGGAUUUUGCAAGUUUUUGGCUCACCUAUGUAGCACCAUUCAUUGUGUUAAAUCAUGCCUUGCCUCACGCCGGAUCUGGCUGUGGCAGAUGCCGUGUUACACUGUAGCCUGAGGGUUUUCACAUUGGACUGUGAGAAUGUAAACCACCGAUCCCAAGGGGAAUAUGAAAUGUCCAAAAUAUAAGACUAUUUUAUCAUUCAAUCUCCCUCUAAUGACAAAGUUGUUUGGCAAAAUUAUCUGCAGAAUUUAAGUCACUCUUUUUCCACGAUUAGUAAAGUUUUGUUUAUUGGAGGAUAAUCUAGAUAUCUAGUCUAGCCUUUAAGACACUGGGACCUUAAGUUGCCAAAAAAUUGUAAGUUCCUUAGACAAUUUUUAAAGAUAAGCUAGAGUGUCCUCAUCACUUGCUGUGUACCAAUAAUAAAGCCACAUCUUAUUUGCGUUUUA